UGAUGAUGGAGCACUGAAGGAGAGCAGCUUCAUUUUGAUUGGAGCAAAGAUUCAAUCAACAAAGAAAGAUGGCCGAAGUGUUGGAGUUGCAGAAACUGAAGCUUGCUGAGCUGAGGCAGGAGUGUGAUGUCCGAGGUCUGGAAACUAAAGGAAACAAAGGAGAGCUCAUCGCCAGACUCCAUGCCUACCUGGAAGAACACGGUGAAGAGGAAGAUGAGGAUGUAGAUGAUGUGCUGGCAGAGGAUACAGCGGACUUUACAAAAGUUGAAACUUCUGACACAGUAAAAGUGGACGAUGACWCUGAAACUGUUGCCAGUGAGCCACCUGCUGAGAAGAAGGUGGUGAAAAUAAGUCCUCCGUUAUCUACUGGAGAAAGGCUACAGAAGAGAGCUGAACGUUUCAACAUGCCAGCAUCAGCUGACAGCAAGAAAGCCAUGCGUGCAGCAAGGUUUGGUCUUCCCUCUGAUGCCGCCAGUCCCUCUCCAGGUGUUGCUGCGAACAGUAAAACUGCUGUCAAUAUCGAUCAGCUGAAGAAGAGAGCAGAGAGAUUUGGAAUGAACGUUUCAACGAUUUCACAAAAGGUGGAGGAUGAUGAGAAGCUGAAGAAGAGGAAGGAGAGGUUUGGGAUCCAAACAGGAGCAUCUUCAGUUGGAGCAGAAGACGUGGAGGCAAAGAAAAUGAAGCGCGCUGAAAGAUUUGGGAAAGUGUAAAUGGUGUUUUUGUUAGUUUUGUUGGCUUUUCAAGGCUGUGGAACCUUUUCAGGUUUGUGAGGAACAGAAGCGUCUGCGUGCAUCAGAGUGCAGUUAAAUACAAAGUUAGAUGUUAACAGAGAAAUCUACCAAGUUCUGCUUCAUCAAACCGUUUCCUGUCUUCAGUUUUCUGUUGGUUGUUUUCUCUUUGUUCACUUUGAUGAGGAAACUUUAAAUUUUAUCUAAAUUCUUUUAGGAAAUUUGUUUUUUUGGUUUUGUUUCCAAAACAAAAUAUUUCAGAAUGACUUUGUCCUGCUUCCUUUAAACAUAAUCUUUUUGUUCAUUACAGGUGAUUUUUAAUUUUAAAAACUGAAUUGAAGGAAGCUGAGGCCUGUGUUAACUGUAUUUAACUGGACUUUUGAUUCAUCAUUUGUCAUUGAACUUGUUUUAUUUUGGAGGUAAUUUCCUGUAAUGCAGCUUCAGGUUCUUCAUCUGUCCAUUUUAUAACAGUUUGUCACUUAAAAUAAAUGCUUUUCAUAUUUU
Molecule: messenger RNA, 1232 nt
Organism: Austrofundulus limnaeus
Lineage: Eukaryota; Metazoa; Chordata; Actinopteri; Cyprinodontiformes; Rivulidae
Gene: sarnp
Product: SAP domain containing ribonucleoprotein
Exons: 11
Coding region: 69-710 (213 amino acids)
Biological process (GO): poly(A)+ mRNA export from nucleus
Cellular component (GO): nucleus
Source: RefSeq, a predicted model, not a curated record